Messenger RNA from Symbiodinium sp. CCMP2592, 1503 nucleotides. The record is from the annotation of a GenBank genome assembly. Lineage: Eukaryota; Dinophyceae; Suessiales; Symbiodiniaceae.
AUGAUCCAAACCCCAAUGAUGUUUGGAUGCAAAGUCUGGCAGUCCUGUUUAUGCAGGUUUCAGUUCGGAAGGUUUGCAGUGCUGCCGAUCAUGAUAUGUCGGGUGAUCGUGCGGCCUUUUCUGCAAGCCGUUUUUGUUCUUCGGCGAGUGUGGCCGUGUGCACCGAAAGGAGGUUCCCGUGGAGCCAUGGACGAUGCCAUGAUGAGCAGGAUCCUCUUGGAGGAUUAUCUCAAUACCUUCUUGACGGAAGUGGAGAGCCGGCUUCCUGCCAUCCGCAAACACCAGUCGGUGCUGGUCUGCAUGGCCAAACGCUACAGCAUCUUCCCGCCCUUGACCAAAGCAAGAGUCUUGAAGGACUGGGCCGCCGGAGAGGCAGCAGUGAUUCGUGGAGCCGGUAUGCAUGGCUUGUUUCUUGCGAAGCGUGCUGAGUCUUCCAAGUGCCUACAGGUUCUCGAGCUGAAGAAGAUUAUCCGAAUGACGAUAACUGCCGCAGGUGGUGAUCCCAACCGCGAUAUUGCGGCCGGGCUUCAGGAAGCUGUGGAUGCCCCAGAUGAUGAGAUGGGAGAUGACGAGGAUGAUUGCUUCUCCACCCCGGUUCCUUGCAAGAAGCUGGCUCCUUUGGAGCUGGUGUCCCCGGACAACGUGGAGACUCAGCUUGUCCUCCCACCUGACUUCGAGGAUGCCCUCAUGCCGAGCCCUCUCCGUGACCCCGCAAAAUCUGCUGACCCCGAAGAUCGCCGCCAAGCAGCCAAGGAGCGCCGCCCACUCGAGCGUGCCCUGCACAUUGACACCAAGUCUUUGGAAGAGCAGGUCCAGGAGAUGCAGGGCAGUUUGCCCCCGGGUGGGGGUGAGGAUGCUGAUCUCCGGGCGAUGCAGCGAAAGGUGGCCGAGGCAGCUCGGGUAAAGGUCGCUGAGCAGAAGGUGGCAGCAGCAGCUGCCAAGGCUGCAGGGAAAGGCUCCAAGCCUGCAGUGCCGGCUGUUCGAAAGAAUGGCAAGCAGCCAGUGGGGGGUCGUGGUGGGGGUCGUGGCCGGGGUGGAGGAAGGGGCAAGAAAGCUCCCGAUGUUUCGGAGGAGGCUAAGGAAGACGAGCCCAAUGCUGAAGCACCCCAAGCUGCUCCAACCCAGCCGAAGCCCGCUACCCGUGCCGCCGAUUCCGAGAUGUCCGAAGCCGAAGUCGCAAUUUGCAAGAGUUGGAUGCAGAAGGAGAUGGUCUACAACCUGAAGAUGGCCAGCAUCCCGAUCACCCCCGGCUUCAACGGGACCAAGAAAUGCUACACCCUGAACCCGAAGGUGUUUGCUGACCAGGCGCCGGAGGGUGCCCAGUCUAUCCAGAUUCUGUGGUACGAAAACCAGAUCUACGUGAUGAAGGUGCUGAAGAAAGACCCCGAGAUCAAUGUGAACAAAAAGGGUGGGGCAACAGUUGCCGUCGCCAAGCGCGGCGGUUGGCGGGAGAGCUUCAAGCUUGCAUGCCGGCUUGCUGGCUGGACACCCAUGGACCCCUGA